AGGAGAGGAAACGAGGGAUGAAUGGAGACGCACCCUGUUUUCGUGUCCCCUGGCGGAAACCUUUACGGCCAGCCAUCACCGUCCCGUUUCUCCGUGGGCUUCGCCAGGGUAGUGCUUAUGCCAGCGUUCCUCCUGAGCACCUUUUCCAACGCUGUCCAGUUGAUCGGAGGAAACAUUACGAUGGUGCAAGGGGGGACCAUUGUCUUACCCUGCAAACUCACUGACACCACGGAAUCCCUCACCCAGAUUUCAUGGCAGAGGAAAACUAGAGAAAAACUCCAGAAUGACGACUUCUUUACGAUCAUGUCAGAUGGACCACAGUUUGUCAAUGGACACGAUAAGCGAUUUGAAUUUAUUGGGAGCUUUGAUGACAAGAAUGGAUCUCUCCAGCUAGCUGAUAUCACAUUGCUGGAUGAAGGCAUCUACACGUGCAUCUUCACUUUGUUCCCCAGUGGAAAUUACAAGACUGAGAUACCUCUAAACGUACUAGUGCCUCCAGUCACACAUGUGGAGGAUAAUCUUCCUAUUUUGGGUGACGAUGAAGUUUCCCUCGCUACCUGCACGGCUGCUAGUUCGAGGCCUCCUGCAGAGGUGAGGUGGCUCACUGGUACCCUGGCGGAUAAAGUGAGGGCAACAACCAGCUCGAUCCAGCAUGCCAACGGUACGACUACCACAGUCAGCUCGCUGCUCGGAGUACCUUCCAGAGAAAUCAACCAUCAUUUGGUCCAGUGUGUCUUCACCAGUCCCGCCCUGUCGAAAGAGGAAACAGUGCCCUUCACCAUACAGGUCUACUUUUCACCCAUGGAAGUGAACAUAGGUGAAAGAUCCAAAGACUCACUGCAGUGUGUGACUGAAGCCAACCCAAAGGCCAACUUUACCUGGAGAAGAUCUGGCCAGUCUUGGCCUCAGUCUGCCGUCAGAGUUGAGGGAUCAACGCUGCAGUUUCUGAGCAUGAGCUCUGACCUGAAUGGCCUCUACCAGUGUGAAGCAUCUAACCUAUAUGGAAAGGACCAUGGUUACCUCUAUGUGCAUGUGACUUCAGGAACAUGCACCGCUUGUUGGACGCUAUUUAGUAUUUUGCUUUCCCUGAUUGUCAUUGGUGUUGCUGCUGCAGUAUGGUAUCUUCCUAAAUCUAGGAUGUCUCCCAGGGCAUUAAAGGGAUCACGUGAGCAGAUGCAGAGGGUCUGCAAAACUUCCAGUGGCUUUGAAAAGGCACAGAGAGUAGAAGAACAAGAAACAGUAGAAGAAGAAGAAGCGAGAUCUCUUUGACAUCCUUGGAAGCAAGAAGAUCAUCCGCAGGCAAUUUACAGGCUCCACCAUGAAACAUGUGUCAUUCCUGAGUCAGCUGGUUAGUGAACAAGUACAACAGUCCAGGUGCUGUUUAUCUGUUUAUAUGUUUGGCUUUAUAUUGCUUAUUUUAUCCUAGUGUACAUUUUAAUUUUGGAGUUUUUGUCCUGCUGUGGUCAUGGGUCAAUACUUCAGUAAUGUCUACUGAUGUCUAUUUGGUGCAGUUGGCACAAAUCUAUAAAGUGCUAGUAUACAGCAGAAGAACUUGUCAAGAAGAACUUGACGUUAUAGUUUGACUAGAAGGGAAAGUUAACUGACUCUCACUGUUGAAGCCAUUGCUUUUUUUAUGUAGGAUGUGGUUUCAACGGUCUGUCCUUAGACAGAGCUAAUGGUACUUGGCUGCUUUACAUACCCCCCCCGAUUAACUGUUGAUAAAAAAGUAUCCAGGGACCUCGCAGCAGGUUCCCAUGUACACAAGAAACCAGGUUCGAAAUUGGACACUUAAUUGUUUACAUACACUGUAAAUCAGAGUAUCCAUGCAGCAGGUAACUAUUCAGAUUUCUCCCCACACCUGUCACAGCAAUAUUUUCCUUGGCGAUUAUUUGUUAUGACUAGAAACUUGGUUAUACUGUAUGUAUACAUGAAAUCACAGGAGAAUCUAGCUAUUCCUUCUAAUCCUUACCUCAGUUACCAAAAUCUACAUGACUCUUUUAGAAAUCAGAUGAGGGGAUCUACACAAUAUCGGCAGGUGGUUUUAAUGAUGUGGCUGAUCGGUGUAUUACUUUGCCUGGUCCCCAACCGAUUUUAUUUAUAAUAACACUUAACUUAAACAUCUCUAUUUAUCUAUUAAAGUAGAUGUCUGUGCUCUGAAGGUAUGAUCACACUGAACGUACUUACUCAGUGCUUUGAGCUGCUUCUGAAACGGCAAAGCAUUUUUUGAGAUAUUCUACUCGUACCAUCUAUUGCGUGGUAUCAUAUAAAGGGAAAACUGCAAAAAUUGCCAAAAAAAAGUGUGUCUACCACAUGUGGUUAUGUUUUAGUAGUUAUUUUUUUUUAAUAACUAGGUCGAUAAAACCCUGUGUGAAGCAGGCUUUUAUCUUUCCGAUAAGUCUGGUACCUAUUCUAUUUUGAGCUCCUCAGUUACGAGUAUACACACUGAUAUGAAGACAGACUGAAGUCAGCAAGAAAAGGAUUUUAUUACAUGUUCAAGUUCAUUGAAGGUCAAAAUUAAGUUCUGUUGCAAUCAAUGCAGAAUUCUUUUCUAUGAUAAUCCGUUAAUCCGUCUUGUGCCUGUUCCAAUAACUUUGCUGAUUGAUCUGAGAAAGAAGCACGCUUCCAGGUCAAUAGUGGACAUGUGCAUAACCUGUAUUUGUUAGAGCUAGUGAGUAGUCAACUCGAGUAUAGCCAUGCUAGCCUAUACGUAGGCACAGCAUUACUUUUAACUUAAAACUAAUAAAAGCAUGCUAACAUACUCAAUCUCACAAUGUAAAUUUGCUAAAGCUUAGCAAGUAAUGUUUACAAUGUUGACAACGUUACCUUAGUUGGUUAGCAAGCUAACAUUAGAUAAUUACCAAGUCACAAAGCAGUGUGUUCGACUAGCCAAGAUUGCAAUCCUUACAGAAUCCUUAAAAAUGAGUGGUUACUUAGGGUGAACAAGUUAUAUUCAAUUUGUAAUCAAUCUAAUUAAGACAAUUCACUCUGAAUCAAAAAUAUCAGCCUGUUAAUAGUACUAGGGAAAAAAUUAGGGGAGCACUAAAGUUAUUAGGGUAUACCAUAUAGGGACCAUGAAUGGCUACACCAAAAUUGAUGUCAAUCCAUGGAGCAGAGGUGAUAUUUCACUGAGCUAUUGAAGCGUUGAGUUAGAAAAUCUGUAUCUUUUUCCCCAAUUUCCCCAAUAAAACUUGUCCUAACUUACCACUAUAGCACUGCAUGUGGUCAAAAACUCUACACGGAAACUUUAAUCAAACCAUAUAAAUAAGGAAGAUAAACAGAAAUUGAGAUAAAGUGCAAGUUCAAGGUGAAAAAAAUUUGACAGGGCAGAACAAUAAAUCAAAUAUGCCUUAUUGCCCCUCUCUUUCUCACACUCACACUCACACUCACUCACAGACACACACAGUACGCAUUAAAGUGGCAUCACACAGCCAAUUUUCUAUAUUGUUCGAAUAAUGAAUAUCUCAGUUUAUUGGUUAUCACAUGAUCACAUAAUUAUUUAGAUGACGUGUGCCUAUUCUCGCUGAAGCUGUAAAUUUGCAGGUCUAACAAUUAGGUCAUCAGCUGGUUUCCUUUCACCUAUGCAAACCAAUUCAAGGCCAACUUAUUAAUAUACUACACACCAUAAAAGAAACACAAAGUGCUUUAUAUGCCAUGUAAAAUUUAUACUAACUACAUCUGAAGAGAUUUCAAAUUUCUGACUGAACUGUUGGAAGUUGAGUUGCACUAUAGUUCAUGUAGGAGCAAACAGUUGGGGUUUUUUUUGUUUCUUUUUUUUAAAAUUUAAACUCCUUUAAUCAUUAAUGAAGUGUGUUGUGUGUUUAGUUAUUCAUGUAGUUUUUUAUUUAAGUUUUUAGAACAGAACAGACCUAGGAGAUGCGUUACUUCCCACACUGAUGUGUACAUUUUUUUUUUUUUUUAAAGUUGUGUGGCUUUUCAUUUUAAAAUGAAAAGCUUCUGCUGAAGGGAGCACUGUUGAACUUUUUUGCCAG
Xiphias gladius (swordfish) is the source of this 3989-nucleotide messenger RNA. RefSeq names its product nectin-3-like protein. The transcript is spliced from 8 exons. Bases 22 to 1269 code for a protein of 415 amino acids. NCBI's taxonomy places the organism in Eukaryota, Metazoa, Chordata, Actinopteri, Istiophoriformes, Xiphiidae. Gene Ontology annotation, biological process: heterophilic cell-cell adhesion; homophilic cell-cell adhesion. The record is from RefSeq and is a predicted model, not a curated record. Gene Ontology annotation, cellular component: adherens junction.